Molecule: messenger RNA, 5054 nt
Organism: Bufo gargarizans (Asiatic toad)
Lineage: Eukaryota; Metazoa; Chordata; Amphibia; Anura; Bufonidae
Gene: SMC4
Product: structural maintenance of chromosomes 4
Exons: 24
Coding region: 173-4057 (1294 amino acids)
Biological process (GO): mitotic chromosome condensation
Cellular component (GO): chromosome
Molecular function (GO): ATP binding; ATP hydrolysis activity; protein binding
Source: RefSeq, a predicted model, not a curated record
UGAGGCGCUCGCAGGCUAGGACUGAGCAUCCCGCGGAAAAGAGCUCUGACUCCGGGAAAAACGCUCGGCAGCCCCCAGAAACGCAUCGAAAAAUCGGCAAAAAAUUCAGGCAGGCUGCUGGUGAGCGGGCGGCGCGGCUGAGGCGGCUUCACAGAUCAUCACCCCCUUCAUCAUGCCACCUAAAAAGACUAAAUCGUCCACGGCUGCGGCGAGAGCGCCCACGGAGAGGGCCAUGGAUGAAAGUGACACAGCCCUGCCCGCUCCUGAGGAAGUCCGAGACGCCGGGGGGGAGCCGGCUGCUGAAGAGACUCCUAAGGAGGUGCUUGAUAAUAGAAGUUUAGAGGAGAUUCUGAGUAGCAUCCCUCCUCCCCCACCUCCAGCCAUGACCAAUGAAGCUGGAGCUCCUCGUCUCAUGAUAACCCAUAUUGUAAACCAGAACUUCAAAUCGUACGCCGGAGAGCGCGUCCUGGGGCCUUUCCAUAAGCGCUUUUCCUGUAUUAUCGGGCCCAAUGGCAGCGGAAAAUCCAACGUCAUUGACUCCAUGCUCUUUGUGUUUGGCUACCGAGCCCAAAAGAUCAGGUCCAAAAAGCUGUCGGUGCUGAUCCAUAAUUCCGACGAGCACAAGGAUAUUCAGAGCUGUACAGUGGAAGUGCAUUUCCAAAAAAUCGUGGACAAGGAGGGGGACGACUUUGAAGUCCUUCCCAACAGCAACUUCUAUGUGUCCAGAACCGCCUAUAAAGAUAACUCCUCCGUCUACCACAUUAGUGGGAAGAAGAAAUCUUUUAAGGAUGUUGGGGCUGUUCUCAGGAGCCACGGCAUUGACUUGGAUCACAACAGGUUUCUUAUCCUACAGGGUGAAGUUGAACAAAUCGCGAUGAUGAAACCUAAAGGACAAACUGAGCAUGAUGAAGGAAUGCUGGAAUAUUUAGAAGACAUUAUUGGCUCGGAGAGAUUGAAGGAGCCAAUUGAACUUCUUUGUCGCAGAGUUGAAGCCUUAAAUCAGCAGAGAGGGGAAAAGCUCAAUAGAGUGAAAUUAGUGGAAAAAGAAAAGGAUGCACUGGAAGGAGAGAAAAAUAAAGCCAUAGAAUUUCUCACUUUGGAAAAUGAAGCAUUUAAAAAGAAGAGUCAGAUCUGCCAAUAUUACAUACAUGAUUUACAGAAACGUACUAAGGAUAUGGAAGGUCAAAAACAAAAAAUUCAAGAAGAUACUAAGGAGAUCAGUGAAAAAAGUGCUUCGCUAUCUGAAGAAAUGAAAGAGAAGAAUAAAGCUUUGAAAGAUGUUGAAAAGCAGAUUAAUAAAAUCACCAAGUUUAUUGAAGAGAAUAGGGAAAAAUUUACUCAGUUGGACUUGCAAGAUGUUGAUGUACGUGAAAAGCUGAAGCAUGCAAAGAGCAAAGUAAAAAAGCUACAAAAGCAACUUCAAAAAGACAAGGAAAAGGUAGAAGAAUUAAGAAGUGUCCCUGCCAACAGCCAGAAGAUAAUUGAAGAGGCAAGCAAAAAAAAGGAAAUUCUAGAAAAGCAAAAAGAAAAGGAGGAGGAAAAGUUAAAAGAGGUUAUGGAUAGUCUGAAAAAAGAAACCCAAGGUUUACAAGAGGAAAAGGAGGUAAAAGAAAAGGAACUGAUGGAGUUGAACAAGAGUGUGAAUGAAACACGUUCAAAGAUGGAUGUUGCACAGUCUGAGCUGGACAUUUAUUUGAGCCGUCAUAAUACAGCAUUGUCCCAGUUAAAUAAAGCUAAGGAGGCAUUAAACAAUGCUUCAACCACACUGAAAGAGAGAAAAUCCGCCAUCAAGGAACUGGAGAUAAAGCUGCCCAAGUCUGAGGAAGAUCUUAAAAAGAAAGAGAGCGAGUUUGAGUCACUUGUGCAAGAAGAAAUGGCUGUAAAGAAUGAAGUCCGAGUCAUGCGUCAAAAAGUGGAAGAAGGAAGAAGUUCUUUAUCUGCAAAUCGUAGUAGAGGAAAAGUCCUUGAUGCUCUGAUUCAGCAAAAGAAGUUGGGAAAAAUCCCAGGCAUCUAUGGGAGAUUGGGUGACCUUGGAGCAAUUGAUGAAAAAUAUGAUGUUGCCAUUUCAUCCUCGUGCGGAGCCCUGGAUCAUAUUCUUGUGGAUACUAUUGAUACAGCACAAGAGUGUGUUAAUUUCCUGAAGAAACAGAACGUUGGGGUAGCAACAUUCAUUGGCUUAGACAAGAUGAAGGUGUGGGAAAAAGGAUUACACCCCAUUCAGACUCCUGAGAAGAUCCCUCGCUUGUUUGAUAUGGUGCAAGUUAAAGAUGAGCACAUAAGACCAGCAUUUUACUUUGCGCUAAGGGAUACACUUGUUGCUGAUAACUUGGAUCAGGCAACCAGAGUAGCCUUUCAGAAAGACAAGAGAUGGAGAGUGGUGACUUUACAAGGACAAAUCAUAGAGCAGUCAGGUACAAUGACUGGCGGUGGUGGCAAGGUGAUGAAAGGCAGAAUGGGAAAUUCUGUUGUUGCAGAAUUUUCUGAGGAACAGGUGCAAAAAAUGGAGGCUAAACUCAAGACUGACUCUGAAAAAGCUACAGCUCUUCAAGAUCGUAAGGUACAUCUUGAGGAAGAGCUGACUAAACUGCGGCAGUCAACCAGAGAGAUGAAAAACACAUUUGAGAAGUACACUGCCAGUCUGCAGAGUCUUUCUGAACAAGAAAUACAUCUGAAAGCACAAGUCAAAGAGUUAGAGGUCAAUGUAGCUGCUGCAGCUCCAGACAAAAAGCAACAAAGCCAAAUGGAAAAAGCAUUGGAAACGUUUAGAAAAGAAUUUGAGAAGGCAGCUGAAAAGGCUGGAAAAGUAGAAGCAGAAGUGAAGAGACUUCAUACUCUGAUAGUUGAUAUCAACAAUCACAAGUUGAAAGCGCAGCAAGAUAAACUGGACAAGCUCAACAAGGAGAUGGAUGAGUGUGUGUCCUCUAUUACAAAAGCACAAGUGUCAAUCAAGACUGCAGACAGAAACCUCAAAAAAGCAGAGGAAACUGUUGUCCGCACUGAAAAGGAAAUUGUUGACAAUGACAAAUCAAUAGAAGAAUUGUCUGAAAACUUGAAAACCCUAGAGGAAAAGGCAACAGCUGUCAUGAAUGAAUGCAAGGAGGCCGAGGGUUCACUUGGUGAGAUUCAAGAAAAGCACAAAGAUUUGCUGCAAGAAAUUAAAGCUAUUCAGGAUAAGGAACAUGCCCUUCAAAAAGACGCACUUAACAUCCGGCUGAAAAUUGAGCAGAUAGAUGGUCAUAUAGCAGAACAUCAGUCUAAAAUAAAAUACUGGCAAAAAGAGAUAUCAAAACUUUCACUUCAUAAAAUAGAAGACAAUCCAGAGGAAGUUCUUCCCGUCUUAACUCAGGAAGAGCUAGAAGCAAUAAAGGAUCCUGAUCAAAUAAAUAAUCAAAUAGCACUGUUGGAAGCAAAGAGUCAUGAGAUUAAGCCGAACCUUGGAGCUAUUGCGGAAUAUAAAAAGAAGGAAGAACUUUAUUUGCAAAGAGUUGCUGAACUUGACGAAAUUACAAAUGAGAGAGACCGUUUUAGACGAGCUUAUGAAGAUCUUCGUAAGCAGAGACUUAAUGAGUUUAUGGCUGGAUUUAAUGUCAUAACAAAUAAGCUGAAGGAGAACUAUCAGAUGCUGACUUUGGGAGGAGACGCAGAGCUGGAACUUGUGGACAGCUUGGAUCCAUUUUCAGAGGGCAUCAUGUUUAGUGUAAGACCACCAAAGAAAAGUUGGAAGAAGAUAUUUAAUCUUUCAGGCGGGGAGAAGACCCUAAGUUCAUUAGCUUUGGUUUUUGCUCUUCACCACUAUAAGCCAACACCACUGUACUUCAUGGAUGAGAUCGAUGCUGCUCUAGACUUCAAGAAUGUGUCAAUUGUUGCAUUUUAUAUUUAUGAGCAAACUAAAAAUGCCCAGUUCAUAAUCAUAUCAUUGCGUAACAACAUGUUCGAGAUUGCUGACAGACUAAUUGGAAUUUAUAAGACUCAUAACACAACCAAAAGUGUGGCAACAAAUCCGAAAAUAAUUGCCUCCAAAGGCCUUGCUGAACUUGCUGCGACACAGUGUGCCUGAACUGCAUUCUAAGGAAAUGCUGCCUAAUUGCAGGUCGUAAGUCUGCAGAGGUCUCAAAGCUAAAAUGGACUGCAUACCCUUAUAAGAUAUAAACUAUUGUCCUUCCAUAUUACCCUACAUGCCUCUGUUUCACCUUAAUAGGUUUUUUUUACACAUCCAGCCUAUCCUUAGGAUACAAACCAAACUAAUUGGCCAAUGUCUCACUGGACUGCCAUGGCCCUGACACAGCAACAUCCAUACAAGUCUCGCUGUGCCUAGUACUGCAGCUCAGCUGAUUAGUGUUGGACCUCCACCAGCUGUACAUCCAUGCCUGUCCUAAAGAUAGACCAUCAGUGUCAAAACACCUUUAAGGGUAGACUUUUCGGAUGCUGCUAUACUGAUAACGGGCUGUAAUUUGGCCUCAGUUCUGUUAUCAGUCACAAGAAUAAACCAGAAGUUUAGGAAAGCUAUCUGCUUUGUGUAGCAGAAACAUUGCAUGGGUUCUGUUCACCUGUGGGACGAUUCUGGAAUUGUUGUCUUUUGACAUGUAUAGGUAAAUCUGUAUCCACCAAACAAUUUACAAUUUUAGACAGGUAGAUGGCAUCCAUGCAAUUUUUCUGCUGCAAUUGUCAGUUUAAAUGUUGAAUAAUUUUCUUUCCAUUAUUUUGUCAUGUGGCAUUUGUGUCAAAGGGGUAAUCCCAUCUCCGAACACGUCGCCCACCACUUAACCUCAUCCUCCAGCCUGAAUGGUGUGGUCAAGACUAUGGAAACAGUGGAGUGGACUGUGCUAAGCCAUUGUUGUAGCUCCUGUACAAGGGAACUGGAGUUGCAGAAGUGGAGUAGCCUAGUGAGCUUACGGUUUUUAUAACUUGUGAAGUGUGGGCCUACAUCUAUCAGACAUCAAUGACAUAUCCCAUGAAUAUGCCAUACAUGUUAGAUGGAAAUACGCCUUUUAAAUGUGUGUAUAUAUUUUUUUUAACCUAUAAAUGUGUAUUUCCAAUAAAAUAUGAACAUGAAA